UGGGUUUCCUGUACGGACAAGACACUGGAAUCGUGUGAUGUAGUGAAACGUCGAAAAUUCUCUCUCAUUUCAAUCCUGUUGGGCCGAUUGCAGUAAUAUUGUUCUAUAUGAUAAAGUAUGAAUUGGGGAACAGAUUUGUGGGAUCAAUUUGAUUUAAUCUCGGCGCAUACUCAUUCUGGCAUAGAGUUUGUGGAAAAGGUUUCUAAAUUUGUCAAGGAAAGAGCUCAAAUCGAAGCAAACUAUGCUCGGGAGCUGAGGAAGCUUGCCAGAAAUUUUCAACCAAAGAAAAAAGAAGAUGAUGUCAAAUAUACAUUUCAUAAGUCCUUUGUUGGUGUUGUCAAGGAGACGGACGAUUUAGCGGGACAGCAUGAAUUAAUUGCUGAAAAUUUGAAUGGAAAAGUUUACAAAGAGUUAAAACAGAUGCACGGAGAACUUAAGAAUGAAAGAAAUAAGCAUCUUGCAGAAUCCAGAAAAGUUCAAGAUUCACUAGACCAGUCGAUGAAAACGCUGGAUAAUGUAAAAAAAGCUUAUGAGAAAGCUAGUGGUGAAGCUGAGCAGGCAUUCGGCGUUUUUCAAAAAGCAGAUCAAGACAUGAGCAAGACAAAGUUAGAAGUAGAAAAGUGCAAAUCAACUUCAAUGGAGAAAGGACAAUUGGCAGACAAGGCGAAAGARGAAUAYAGAUCACAGUUGGAUAAGACAAACAGUAAACAAACUUUACACUACACUAGCGAGAUGCCUGCAGUGUUCAAUGAGAUGCAGGCGAUGGAGGAAAACAGAAUUGCUAAAAUUGGAUCAUUACUGACAGAGUACUCAGACAUCCACUCUACCGUUAUGCCUAUCAUACAAACUUGUUUGAACAACAUGAAGUCUAAUGCRGCAUCAGUGGACGGGAAACAGGAUUCUACAAUUCUAAUCGAGCAACACAAGACUUCGCUACCACCCCCUGGGGAUAUACCUUUUGAAGAAUAUGGCAAAACAAAUGGUACAGGAACUCCUGUAGGAAAACAGAAGAAGAAAAAAGAGAAAAAGAAAGGGUUUACAUUUGGAAAGAAAAAGGUUGAAGGAGAUGGUAACGACUUCAAUACGCUACCGCCAGGGGAGCAAGUACGAAUUUGUAAGAAAAAUAUUAAAACUUUUGAGCAGCAAGUAAAUCAGCUAAAAUCAGCGAGGGAAGCAAUGGAGAAAAUGGCUCAAGUUUAUCAACAAAAUCCCAACCUUGGCGACCCUGCAUCUACAGAAGAAGGAUUACGAGAAAAUGCGAAGGAACUUGACAGAUGCAGCAUGGAGCUGUUUAAAUAUCAGUCAUAUUUGGCUACUAUCGAAAACACGCCGGCUCCAACACCGCCACCAUCUUAUUCAAAGCCCUCAAGUGCGCAGCCUCCUCCAGCCCCAUCAGAUAAUGUCCCUCCAGCACCUCCACCCGCACCUAGUCUAUUAGUUCCCCCUGUGGAAGAACCUGAAGAUAUUGAUGGUGAAUUUGAAGAGGAAAGAUGUCGAGUGCUUUACGAUUUUGAAGGUACCAACGAUGGAGAGCUACCAGUUCGAGAAGGCGAGGAACUGAUCGUUACAGAGGCUGAUAACGAUGGAAGUGGCUGGACGAAGGUCAUGGGAAGCAAUGACAACGAAGGAUAUGUCCCUACAGCGUACCUGAUGAUGAUAGACUAACAGAACAUAGUAAAUCAAUACUUGUUUUUGAAAUUCAAAACAUAUAAAUUUAAAAUAUUUUUUGAUUCAUUGAAAAGGCGACGUUACAGCAGUUGCAUUUGAGAUUGUUAAAAGAUAUAAACCUACGCUUUAAAGGAAUCAUGGGUUAUGUGACGUCAUGUGUCAAUCAACCUGUCAAUUAAUUCGUUUCUUUUCCAAGAGUAGAUGCACUUAAUCCGUGAACCAAAAAUGGUACAAAAUUGGUUAUAAUUGUUUCCUUUGUCUGAUACUAUUUUGUAGAAAUUAUUAAAAUUUUCUUCACGGAUUAGCCGCAUCUACUCUUUUUUCAAACUAUAACUAACCAUAUAUAGUUUAUAUAACACAUAUCCCAUGAUCCUCCUUGUAUUUACGUAGGCUUGACUUAACAUCAAUACGUAAACGUUUUACGAAUUGCCCUUCGUCCGUUAUAAAAGUACGAAAGUGGUUAGUUUUCUUCGUUUUCUCGAAAGCAAAAACACCAAAACUAAAUGAAAAACAAAACAAGGAAAACAAGAAGACAAGGAAAAACGUAACAGAUUUCUGUAAGUACAGCAAACUUGCGUUAGGAUUUAUAACGGAAACGCUUGUCUUAUGUGCGCGGAAAACAUAGCGAAAAGAAAUUUGGAAACUAUCCGUACUUUAAGAAGUAAAGGGCAAUAUAUAACUGAAUCUGGUAAAGAAGCUGAAUUGUGGUCGAAAAUGCCAAGCAACGUCGAAUUUUUACUUGGCAAGCGUAACGAUAUCACGGCAUCUCUUGGAAGGAGGUGUAUUUGGCCAAAAUUCAUCGUCUUCUCGACAUCACGAUUCGAUACAAAGCUCUGUAGUGUCGACAGAAUAAAAUUAUUAUGUUUAUUACGCACAAUUUUAAAAAAUAAGAAAAUAAUUUUGAUUAAAAAACAACCUUUUUAUUGCUAUAUAAGUUUUAGAAUUCUUCAGUGAUGAGGUCACGGACCGAAAAUUACGUCAUCAUUGAAGUGACGUCAGAGCAUCGUCAUUGUAAUAAAUGAUAUUUUUGGUAGACUUUAAAAUUAUUCAGGGGGAAAUAUGGGUAAGAUUUUAACCCGGCAAUCCCUUUGAAAUCAUUUUACCAGAAACUGUACAUUGUGUUAUUCCAUUUAAUUGCGUUUUGAUGUUUUAAGAUAAAGUAUAAUAAAUAAUAUUUACAAAAAGCUCGGUUUGUUUUCGUAAUUUUGGUGGUGCAUCGUUCCUAAUGUUACACAAAAACCCGUGCAAUUUGAAURAAGAAUGUUCAUAUUAUUCACGUCAAAA
Messenger RNA from Exaiptasia diaphana, 2952 nucleotides. Its product is annotated as cdc42-interacting protein 4. NCBI's taxonomy places the organism in Eukaryota, Metazoa, Cnidaria, Anthozoa, Actiniaria, Aiptasiidae. The record is from RefSeq and is a predicted model, not a curated record. The transcript has 12 exons. Gene Ontology annotation, molecular function: protein binding. The coding region runs from base 118 to 1665 and encodes 515 amino acids.